UGCCGCUUAUACCCCCUAGAUGGCGUUGCUAAGCUCACGGAAAUCGUCUGCAGUGUCUCGCCGAUCUGUUCUUCGAGAUUCCUGCCACGGGAUCGAUGUUUCUUGCUAAAUUUUCGUAUUUUGAAGUUUCCAAAAUGAAACUUUUAUUUUUAUUCAUCUGUGUGUUUUCUCUGAUGCAAAGUACCGUGGCUGAUCAUGAGGUAUCUGCAUCACAGUUUUUAAAAGGAAAAACUCACACGAACAACUGGGCUGUUUUGGUUGAUACUUCUCGCUUCUGGUUCAACUACCGACACGUGGCAAAUGUACUGUCAAUGUAUCGCUCCGUUAAAAGACUUGGGAUCCCAGAUAGUCAAAUCAUCCUGAUGGUUGCAGAUGACAUGGCAUGUAAUCCUCGCAACCCAAGACCUGCAACUGUAUUCAAUAAUGCACAACAGCAUAUCAAUGUUUAUGGAGAGGAUGUUGAAGUUGAUUACAGAGGAUAUGAGGUCACUGUUGAAAAUUUUGUUCGGCUUCUUACUGGCCGUCUGGCUCCCAGUACUCCAAGAUCAAAACGCCUCUUGACUGACGAUGGAUCCAAUAUCCUGAUAUACAUGACUGGCCAUGGUGGAGAUGGUUUCUUGAAGUUCCAGGAUUCAGAAGAAAUUACAAAUGUUGAAUUAGCUGAUGCUUUUGAGCAGAUGUGGCAAAAGAAACGGUACAAUGAAAUCUUAUUUAUUAUUGAUACCUGCCAAGCUGCCUCUAUGUAUGAACAUUUCUAUUCUCCAAACAUUUUGGCCAUUGCAUCCAGUCUGGUUGGUGAAGACUCACUCUCGCAUCAUGUAGACCCAGCUAUUGGAGUCUACAUAAUAGACCGUUUCACAUACUAUGCUCUUGAAUUCCUUGAGAGAGUGACUCCUGACAGCAAGAAGACAUUGGCUCAGUUUCUGCAAGUGUGCCCAAAGCAAGUCUGCAUCUCUACAGUUGGUGUACGGAGAGAUCUGUAUAAGAGGGAUCCAAAUAAUGUCCUAAUAACAGAGUUCUUUGGGUCAGUUCGAAAUGUAGAACUUACAAAUCAGCUUCUGGAUCUUCCCUUGUGUGAAAGGGCUGAUCAGCUUCAGAUAAAUGACUCCAUAGAAAGUGAACCAAGAGAUGAAAAUGUUGAGGCCCCAAAGAAAUUAGUUUUUGCUAAUCAGCUGCCUCUUCAUCGAUCAUCAUAGAUAACCAGUUUGAGUUUGUGUUAAUAGUCUGCAUGCUGCAAAUACUGGUUUUUGUGAUUAACAAUUUUUUUUAUCAUUAAUUUCCUAAAAUUGAAAACUAGUAUACACUAACUACGAAUUUUUGGAGUGUAAUAAUAAUGAAAAGAUGAGGUCUUCAGGUUUGUAUUGUCAUUUUGAUCAUCUUGUUUUACAGUGAUUUUUGACAGUCUUGUAACCAUGAAGUUGCUUAGUAUGCUGUACUAAAAUUCAGAAAAAUAUAAAUACAGUGGACACACGCAAUGAAACAUAUAGUUGGUACAAAUAUCUUUACCUAUAAGUGCAAAUGAGUAAAAAAAAAAAAAUAGCUUUUCAUCUCGGACAUUGAAUGGCAGAUAAUAUUUGAUAUUUUUGACAUGUGAAAUAUAUUAUUUUAUUCAGAAAAUCAUAUUAUAUGGCUUUUAGGGCUUACUACUUGAAUUCUUUGGAAAUACUAGACAUGAUAAUAAGAUAAAGAAAUGUUUGUAUUAGCAUUAUGAAUUUUUCUUGAUAAGGCUCAGCUGUGAUCAUAAACUGUUCAAAGACAUAUUAGGAAUAUGUGUUGUGUAUGAGUACAUUGAAAGCCCCACUUUAUAAGGUUCUUUUUUUAUUUUCUACGUGUGAAUGUGAAUUGCUGCUGAAAACCAAAUGUUAGAGCCAUUUCUUCAUUUUUAAUAGUGAUGAAUGUGAUCUCAGUUUAUUUAGGAUACUAUUUAUUAUCUCAAUACAUAUUUUUAGCAUGGGAAGGAUUAUUUCAAUAAAGUUAUUUAUUUAUCUUCCAUAUUAGCAGGCAUUGAAAUAAAUCUUUAAAACUGGGGCAGUAGAAGCUAUAGACAGAGUUCUUGUAUGUUGUGAACUUACUUCACAGUAGCCACAAGCUUUCCCCAGAAUACCAGUUUUAUCAUAGAACACGUGUCUUUUAUGCACAUAUUUCUGUAUAACUUCUGUUUCUGAUGUCUAGUUUUCUUAGAAAUAUAAAUCCAAUACCUUCAUCCAGGAAUAUAACUUUUUUUUACUCCCUUGACUGGAGAAUAAAAUAUUCUGGUUAUGUUUUUCUUAUUCAACUUUCUUUGGAAUGAUCAUUGAUUAUAAGUAGAUUUACAUGUACAGUACUAUUUUUUUAUCUGUUAGAGAAUGAAUAUGUAGUACUUUAUGGUGUUACUAUGCUGAAUCACCUCAGCAUAAAGCGUGGAAAAAUUAAGGCAAUGCUUGCACUGGGGUAUAUUUCUCAUUUUUCAUUUUUGUACACAUUUAUAAGCAAUUUUAUAUUUCUUAUGAAAUGAUUGUGAUAGUAAAACUAAAGGAAGAAAUCAUGCUAUGGAUAAUUUUGUCUAAUUUGAAGAUAAUCUUAUCCUAUUUUGUGAAUAUGUUUAUUCUGUAUAUAUAAAUCCUAGGUUUGUGUUGGGAAGAUGUACAUGUCCUUGUAUCACGUGACUAAAAUUAAAGAUGUGUGUAAAGCUGAUAUCAUAAAUAUGCUUACCCAAAAGUGUUUGUUUUAAACAAAUUAUUCUGUGAUGUUCUAUGUCUGUCUCUCCCUCCACACAGAUAUAUGCUGAUAGGUGUGAGCCUGUACAGGAGAGCUUACUAGCAAAGAAUAGCAAGGCACUGAAUGCCUUAAUUGCUUAAGUGGUUCUCUAAGAAGGAAAAUUAUGUGAAAUUAGAUUUUUUUUUUUUCUAAAAUGGAAACUUCCAUUUCUCAUUUUCUGCUCUUAGCUAAUUUCUGAAUUUCAUACACCAAUCACCGAGAGGUAUUUUUGGUUUUUACUGUGUUACAGUAACAAUUCCACAGCAUUCUGCACCCCAAAUAUGAUUAUUCAGAUAAUUCAUGUUAAUAUUGGAGAAAAAACUUGUUCAUAUAAGUAAUGUGAUAUGUACUGAAAAAAUAAGAACACAUGCAAGCAUUUCAUCUUUAUUUUAUAAUCACUGAAAGAAAAUUUCAGUAAUAAAUUAAACUAUACAACCAAGUAACAUGAAAUGUUUCAAAAUUAAGUUUUCAUAAGAAUGGAGAAUGAGAUUCAACUGGAACAAAAUGAAAGCAAUUGGAUACAGAAUGAGUUGAGAGCAAAGAAUAUUACACCUUUUAUAUAUAUAUAAAAUAUAAAUAUUUUAACCAUU
Messenger RNA from Penaeus monodon (black tiger shrimp), 3326 nucleotides. RefSeq names its product putative GPI-anchor transamidase (gene PIG-K). NCBI's taxonomy places the organism in Eukaryota, Metazoa, Arthropoda, Malacostraca, Decapoda, Penaeidae. Gene Ontology annotation, cellular component: GPI-anchor transamidase complex. The coding region runs from base 96 to 1196 and encodes 366 amino acids. Gene Ontology annotation, molecular function: GPI-anchor transamidase activity. Gene Ontology annotation, biological process: proteolysis; protein localization to cell surface; attachment of GPI anchor to protein. The record is from RefSeq and is a predicted model, not a curated record. The transcript is spliced from 8 exons.